AUAUAACAGUGCAUGAAGCCAGGCAGCUGAGUGGAAUAAACAUCGAUCCUGUUGUAUACAUUGACAUUGAUGGGAAGAAAAGGCACACAAGCACUCAAAAGUCCACCAAUUGCCCAGAAUACAAUGCGGACUUUUAUUUCGAGUUUUUUGAACCUCCAGAUCUACUUAUGGAUAAGAUCAUUCUGAUAUCGGUUUUUAGCGCUGACAAAAUACCUUUCAAGAAAACUCUGAUAGGGAUGUUCAAAAUUGAUGUGUCAUCAGUUUACGAGCAGCAAGAUCACAUGUUCCGGAACAAGUGGGCCAUCCUGACAAAUCCAGAAGACAUCACAGCCGCCAUAAAGGGCUAUGUCAGAUGUGACAUCAUCAUUACACAGAAAGGGGAUUUGGUGCACACGGGCAGUACAACAGCUUACUCCAGUUACAUUGAAAGAAAUCUGAUGCUUCCAAAAGGAAUCCCAGCAGAGAGGCCAUGGUCUUACUUAUGUGUGAAGAUCUACAAGGCUGAGGGCCUGCCUAGAAUGAGUUCACGCUUAGUUUCCAAGAUCAUGGGUGACAACAAGGUCUUUAUUGACCCCAAAAUACUUGUCUCAUUUGUGGAUCAACAGGGUGAAACAUCUGUUGUUCCAAGAUCCUCAAACCCAGUGUGGAAUAAACAAGUGACUUUCAUGCAGCUAUUUCCAGUGCUGUGUAGAAGAAUUAAAAUUCAAGUUCAGGACAAUUCAAACAUCAGUGACACGAUUUUAGCUUCACAUUUCAUUAACCUGAAGCAGAUUUCCGAUGAUGGGCCUGAAGGUGAAACACUUACUGUUCCUGUUCUUUUAUUUAAAGAUCUUCUGAUAACAUCUGUUCAAUGAAAGGAAUGAGUACUCUAAAUGUCUGUACUUUUAUGUUUCCUACAGCUUCUAGGUCCUGUUGUAGAGUAAAUUCCACUUGGGUUGUUUAAUUCCCUGUUCAGCUAAAGU
Molecule: messenger RNA, 962 nt
Organism: Lepisosteus oculatus (spotted gar)
Lineage: Eukaryota; Metazoa; Chordata; Actinopteri; Semionotiformes; Lepisosteidae
Source: RefSeq, a predicted model, not a curated record